AUGCGUUUGACAACAUCCCCAGUUCUUAUCCUCCUCUGGUCUUCUUUGGCCGCGGGAUUUCCGUCCAUGCCGUGGUCUGCAAAGGACCAGGCCCCAAUAAUGCAAGGCAACAAAAUGUCGGUCCCUGGGGAUAACCCGUUUAACUACUGUUUCGCUCCCGACCACGAUAUCUUGACGAUCAAGAAAGUUGACUUGGAUCCUGCCCAUCCUAUGCCUGGCAAAACCCUGACGGUUAACGCUUCUGGUACCUUUCAUGAAGAGGUUGCCGUUGGCUCCAUGGCUCGAAUACAGGUGAAAUAUGGCCUUAUUCGGCUGAUCAACCAGGAAGUUGAUCUAUGCGAACAGAUUGAAGCUGUGGAUAUGCACUGCCCUAUCAAGAAAGGAGAUAUGGUUUUUCUGAAGUCGAUAGAGUUGCCGAGGGAGAUCCCACCGGGAACGUACACUGUCCUCGCCGAUGUGUACACGGAGGGAAAGGAUCAGAUAACAUGCAUCGAAGCGCAAAUUACAUUUUAAUCUGUAAACAAACGUCGCAUCAAAAUCAUUGUCGAUACGGGAUGAUUGUUUCCCUGUGGCACUAUUGUUUUUCGGUAUCCUCGCACCAACCCUUCUCAACCCUCGCAACCCAUCAUCGAUUUUAAUACCCAAUCCGACCUCCCUCCUGCUUUGCUGAAACUCUCGAGUGCUAUCUCUCCCCGAACUCACGAAUUUAUAGAACCACUAAGAUCAUAUCCUGUUUUCUUGCUUCUGAAUGCUCUACCUGGUCAUGGUGGUUCUCAUUUUUUUCCCCUACUAACAUUGUACUCUUAUUACACACCUACACAAUGACCGCCUGGUCACACGCUUUAUACGUGAUCUUUUAACUAUUACUGCCUAACCAUUCUCCCCUUUGCGUUCUACAGAGAAUGCCUCACUGUCCUUGAAACGAUCCAUCCGCACUCCUCAUGACCUGUCAAUGAAACUAUUCCCUAGGGGCCUUUACUCGCCCUUGCUUCUACCCCGCUGAAAUCGUUCCCGAUUUCAGCCCUCUAAUUUAUUUUCAGGCAUUGAUGCAAUUGCCAAAGUUCUUGGGCUGGAUCGAUUAUUCGGGUAUCCGUAUCUUUUGUUUCCAUUUGCUUUUAGAGGCCGGCUUCUUGUUUUGUGCUUUGCCUUUUUUAUUUUUAUCCCACUGAUCACGAGGUAUUUUUGCUUCUUCCGCGUGUCUUUUGCAUUCCAUUAUUGUUUAUCACUAUCACCCCUUCCAUGCAAUUAGCCAUAUUUCGUAUCCGCAUUAUUACAUUGGGCGUUCUUUGUAACUUUACUACCAAGCAGCUUCUAGUUAUUGCCAACUUCAAUUUCGAACUCAAAGUUGCUACGUAAGUG
This is a messenger RNA of Histoplasma capsulatum G186AR, 1359 nucleotides long. RefSeq names its product phosphatidylglycerol/phosphatidylinositol transfer protein. Lineage: Eukaryota; Fungi; Ascomycota; Eurotiomycetes; Onygenales; Ajellomycetaceae. The transcript is spliced from 3 exons. Gene Ontology annotation, molecular function: sterol binding. Bases 1 to 513 code for a protein of 170 amino acids. Gene Ontology annotation, biological process: intracellular sterol transport. The record is from RefSeq and is a predicted model, not a curated record.